UGGGAAAUGUCACGAAGCUCAUACUGCGGAGUACAAACUAUGCAAAUCACAGCUACCCAUGGUGAUAACUGCAAAACUAUUCGCUACUGUAGUGUAGUUUGUUGAAAUUCAUUGGUAACCAUUUGUUGCUACGGUAGCUCGCUACUGUAGGUCACAACGGUGGUUAGUUAUUCUUUUACAACACAAGAGCAAAGUACUUCAGUUCUCUUCAAUUUUUUGAGUGGCAAGGAAGACAGUGCAUACUCCGGAUCUAAUGGAAGAUAUUGAAGAUUCCCCAACUUGUAGUAUGAAGAUACAAGCUACGAAAAGAAAGGGACCAUCUUUUGUAUCGAUGGUGAAAAACUUCAUAUUGGAAGCAGACGGAAAAUUCAAAUGCAAAAUUGAAGAAUUUGGAAGAUGUGCGUAUUCCCAGGAGAACUACGAUGCUGGAAAUUUCGUUCGGCAUUUUCGGAACAUGCACCACGACGUCGCUCAAAGAUUGGGAUUUUCCGGAGGAACUCCAGCCAAGAAAAAAAGAUCGUCUGAGAAGCUAACCAUUUUCUUCGAUCGGCAAAAAUUUUACGAAGCGUGCGUGAAGCUCGUUACAAAACACAAUUUGCCUUUAUGUUGUUUUGAUUGGGAAGCUCUCCGACUUAUUCUGGAUCCACUGGCUGAAGCUCUUAAUACAACGAUAAAUCGAAAGAAUAUGAAAAAUCAUCUCCAACGGAUUUCUGGCUCAAUUAUUGAAGGUAUCAAGCAAGAAAUAUCCGAAAGACUGAUAUCGAUCAAGAUCGACUCGGCUUCAAGAUUUGGAAGACAUAUCCUGUGCAUCAAUGCCCAAUAUGAACUCAAUCACGAAGUGAUGACGCGCACACUAUGUAUGAUUGAAGUAAAAGAAAGUCAGACAGCUAAGUUCUUGAAAAUCCAAAUUCUGGAAGUUCUGAAGCGAUUCAACAUAUCGCUUGAUCAGAUAUUCUCGAUCACUUCGGAUAACGGGGCCAAUAUGAUAGCAGCAGCAAAGAAGUUGCAGGAACAAUUUUCAACCGCAGUUGCUUCGGACGACUGGGCAAAUGAAGAAGACGUGAUUGAUAACACGGAAGAAAUAAUGGACGCUUUGAGUGUGGAGUUAAGUGAUCAUUUCAACAUUGUUCGUUGUGCAUCUCACACUCUUCAGCUUGCACUGAAUGACGUUGUGUCAAAUUCAGAUGCAAAUAUCAAAAUUGUGACGGAGUUCUCAAAAAGCAACCCGGGAGCUACUUGA
Messenger RNA from Aedes albopictus (Asian tiger mosquito), 1240 nucleotides. RefSeq lists its product as uncharacterized. Lineage: Eukaryota; Metazoa; Arthropoda; Insecta; Diptera; Culicidae. The coding region runs from base 254 to 1240 and encodes 328 amino acids. The transcript is spliced from 2 exons. The record is from RefSeq and is a predicted model, not a curated record.